AAGGGAAGUUGUCGGUGUUUUAAAUCACCACAUUGCUSAACUACUGAAACGAGUGGCGACACCGRUAUUGACUAUUUAGAACUUGAAAAGAACCCAACACGACUAAAGAUAGGCAUACAUUUUAAUACAGGCGAGUAUCCAUAAUGAACUCUCAAAAUAUUCUUCUGGAUUCGGACAUCCGCGAUUGGGUGGUCCUUCCAUUGUUCGUGAUCAUGGUUUCGGCAGGUCUUCUUCGAGUGCAUGUUGGAAUGCUGCUGAAGCCUGACCCCAAGAACCAAGCGAAAAUCGAACAGCGCACUCAGUCUUCCGUUCGGGCAACCUCAACACUGAAGACCGGCGCGAUCAAUUUUUUGAGCGCAUCCAAAUUGGAAGCAAGAAAGCUGGCCUAUCCAGAAAUUUUGAAGGACCAAGCCGAAUGGUGCGAAAGUUACAUGGAAGAACGAGAGAGGGAAAAAGAAGAGAAUCCUUCGGACGAUGAUGAUGAUAUGCCCAAUCCUCUUGCGGCAAUGGACGGGAUGAAAGGUGGGAUGGUCGGCAUGGUGCAGAACAUGGUGAUGAUGCAGGGAAUCCAAUUUUUCUUUUCUGGAUUCAUCCUCUUGAAGGUUCCAUUCAGUUURACGAUGGGGUUCAAGCAAAUGUUUCAGCGAGGCCUCGGGGGCUUGGAAAAUCUAGACACGUCGUAUGUUAGUAGCAUCAGCUUGUAUUUCUUGUUCAUGUACGGUCUGCGAGCGUUCUUCCGAUUGGUUAUUGGUACACCAACAUUAGAAGCACAGGAAUCGCAAAGGAUGUGGAUGAAACUUGGAAAAAAGGGCGGGCCAACAAAUCCGAAUGCGCCAAAGGAGGAUGCCCAGAUCAAGGCUCUAAAUGCGGAGGCAGACAAUCUUGAAAUGACCUUGCCAAAACAAUUCAAGUCAAACCUAGACCAAGUUGAAAAACGGUUGUUGAAGAACAAAUAUCCAAAGAAAAAAGCAAAACUKGGAAAGGAUGAUUUUCUGCUGCACAAGAAAUCAAAAAAGAAUUAAGAUAAYGGAUAGAACUAAGUUUCGUUUUUACCAAACAAUAGUUUGAAUACUACAGUGCCAAAGCACAUUAACUAAAUUGGUAUCAUUAUUUCUAACCWAUUAAUGAAUUAAACAAAUGAAG
Molecule: messenger RNA, 1143 nt
Organism: Pseudo-nitzschia multistriata
Lineage: Eukaryota; Bacillariophyta; Bacillariophyceae; Bacillariales; Bacillariaceae
Source: the annotation of a GenBank genome assembly